Blastomyces dermatitidis ER-3 is the source of this 1929-nucleotide messenger RNA. Its product is annotated as PCI domain-containing protein. Gene Ontology annotation, cellular component: transcription export complex 2. NCBI's taxonomy places the organism in Eukaryota, Fungi, Ascomycota, Eurotiomycetes, Onygenales, Ajellomycetaceae. The transcript is spliced from 3 exons. The record is from RefSeq and is a predicted model, not a curated record. Gene Ontology annotation, biological process: post-transcriptional tethering of RNA polymerase II gene DNA at nuclear periphery; poly(A)+ mRNA export from nucleus; transcription elongation by RNA polymerase II. Gene Ontology annotation, molecular function: RNA binding; double-stranded DNA binding. Bases 1 to 1929 code for a protein of 642 amino acids.
AUGUGGGGUGGACCUUCUGGAGCGACACCUGUCGUGGAUAGCUUCAUAAUAAGCAUUGCAGAGCUCAUCCGUGAUCGAGAUGGAGCGAAGCUACAGGAUUUUCUCCAAAUCGAACCUCCAUUGCCCCCUGUAUAUCACGAUAUGAUUGGGGAGAUGAAGAAUCAAUACCCGCAAAAUAGAAAUAAUCACGACCACCUUUUGGGAAAAUGUGAAUCUGUGAUUCCGGAUGGCUCUUGGUCCGCUUUUCCAAUAUUUUUACGACAGUAUUUCACAUUCUUACGGGACGUCAAUGUUGAGAAUCUGUUGGAUACCUACGACUUACUAAAGGCGCUCUUAAACCAAUGUGUCAUUGCCCUGAGCGAUAGCCAAAUGGGAGUCAUUGUCUUGCCUACGGUUUUAUAUCUUUCGAAAGUGCUCGCGAAGCUAGCAAUCGGCUUAGACCGUCGACCAGAACUGGUCUCGCAUUUGCUAAAAGAGGCAGCUGGAUCAGACGAAGCAACGGAGAAGGUCACGCUAGUUGAGAAAUCAGCGAAUGUCGUUCGUGAAGCUUUUAUCAAAUGCCUAACUGAUAGGAGUGGGGCAGCUAGUACACAAGGGAAGCCAGAAGGGAAACGCGUGGGAAUCUACUUGAUGGCAAACCUAUGUUUGAAGCUUUUAUUCAAGUGUGGCAAACUUAGAAAUGCUGAGCAAAUGUUUGCGAGUAUCAAUGCCCAAUCUCCUCCGCUUUCCCAUUUCCCGGCCGCGCAAAGGGUAACCUAUCUUUAUUACUUGGGGCGAUAUCUCUUUUCGAACAAUCUUUUCUUCCCCGCUCAAACCGCAUUGCAGGCCGCCUAUAACCAAUGCCAUAGGCAAGCACUCCAACAGCGGCACCUCAUUUUAACAUAUUUAAUACCAUGUAACAUUAUCCUCGGGCGUUUCCCAUCCAGCACUCUACUCGAACGGCCGGAAUCAAAGGGUUUUGACGACGUAUUUUUACCCAUAUGCCGGAUCAUCACCAGUGGUGACCUAGGUGCCUUUCGAUCGUACCUCGAUGUUGACUCACCUCAUGCAGACUUUUUCGCUCGCAAGGGGAUUUUGCUGCAAUUACGAAACAGGUGUGAGAUUCUAGUUUGGCGUUCCCUUGCCAGGAAAGUAUUUAUCUUCUCCGGGUUCCAUGGGGAUCAGAAAGCCCAGGCACAAAGAGGCCCCCCACCAUUCCUCUAUCUUAGCAAAGUAGAAGAAGCCGUUAUGUGGAUAGAAUCCCGUUGGUCCAAACAAACGCUGCAUUCGCUUUCCGCUAUAAGCCAACCUGGGCAAACGCUACAAACGUCGAAUCCAUCUCAAGAAAGGCGGCUCUUCUCCUUCGCUGCAGAUCGCGAUUUCGCUAAACUAGACGCCGCGAACAAUACUACGCCCAACGCAACUACUGAUUAUGAUGACUACUUCGAUCCCGACGGGUAUUUCGACCGUGAUGGGGAAUGGGUGCAUGUCUCUAGCCCAAAUGAUCUACCUAACCACCCCGCUGGUGAACAACAAGAUGCCGAGAAUCUCGUCGCUGAUGCGCUUGCAUAUAUACCUAGUGCAGGAACCAUACCAGAGGAUGAAAACGAUCUAGAAGCCCCUUCACCAUUGAUGCGCGACGUCGAAUCAGUUCUUGCCUCACUUCUUGUACAAGAUCUGAUGCGUGGCUAUCUAACCCAUAAGAACCCACGCUUCGCUAUCCCGGGAGCACGAUUGAAAGGGCCCCUCCCAACGGGGUUUCCUAAUGUAUGGCGAACCAUUUGUGCUAAAGAAAGCGAAGAUGGCCAGGUUCCCGGCUGGGUGAAACCAACCCCUAACCCAAGAUUCGGCCAAAGUGCUCGCGGAUUGGCCCCCAGUCCCGCGGGAGCGAUGGGCGCACGUGUUAUCAACCUGAGCGGAGCAAGACCUGUCGGCGCUCUAGGAAGUUAG